AUGUUCUUCCAAUCCAUACCAGCUAAAGAUAAAAUUACUUUUACGAACAAAGAAGGUAAAAAAAAAGGUGGUUCUAAAAUCAGGUUCAGAAAUGGUUUCUGUUCGGAAGUUUUAACAUCGGUUGAUAUUCAAGAAAUAGUUACAGCUGGUGAACGAAUUAUUAGAAUAUUAGAUGGUAUAGUAUACGAAGAAAAUUUUAAAACUCCACCAUAUAGAGACUAUAUUUUAAUUUUGAGAGAUCUAAAAAAUAAAUAUAAACGAGAAGCGCCAAAAGUCAAAUAUAAUAUCAUUCUAACUUCUGAUGAAAUUCUAAAAGAAAAGAAAACAUUUAAGGGUCACUCUAAUGAUAAGAUAAUUGUAGAAGAUUAUAUUCGAUUAGCUAGUGGACAUGAUGUAACGAAUGAAUUUAAGAAAAGAUGGAAAACGAGUUUCACCAAUGGAGUAGUUAUUCCAAAGGAUGAUGAUAAACAAAAAUUACUUAAUUUCUCUUUAACAGUUUUCUUGGUUUCUUUACCAAAUCAUUUUCCAAAUUCUUUAACUCUACCUCCUGAACCUUUUGCUGACUUUUCCAUUACUAAAUUAUAUCUACGUUCUUCAGCGUUUUUAUCGUCAUCUGUUUUCUUUUUAUUAACGGCCUUUGCUAUACCAGCAACAGCACCACCAGCAGUGGCAGCAGCGUUAAUACCAGCUAAUAUCAAAGUUGGUGAAGCUGUUUCAAUAGCUUCUAUUAUUUUCAUAACUAAAGAUUCUGGCUUCAUUUUUUAA
This is a messenger RNA of Lottia gigantea (owl limpet), 765 nucleotides long. RefSeq lists its product as hypothetical. NCBI's taxonomy places the organism in Eukaryota, Metazoa, Mollusca, Gastropoda, Lottiidae. The transcript is spliced from 4 exons. The record is from RefSeq and is a predicted model, not a curated record. The coding region runs from base 1 to 765 and encodes 254 amino acids.